This is a messenger RNA of Impatiens glandulifera, 1531 nucleotides long. RefSeq lists its product as uncharacterized. NCBI's taxonomy places the organism in Eukaryota, Viridiplantae, Streptophyta, Magnoliopsida, Ericales, Balsaminaceae. The transcript has 2 exons. Bases 24 to 1265 code for a protein of 413 amino acids. The record is from RefSeq and is a predicted model, not a curated record.
CUUCUGGUUUGGAUCUAUGAAAAAUGGGAGAAAGAGAUGAGAACGUUGAAUCGAAGAUACACUGUACAGUAUGCAGGAAGACAAUGCCUUCUCAGAGAGGACCAGUGUUUUGUCGCCUCGACCUCAACUGUUCUUACAAUCCACACCUCACUCCGGGCCGAUUUCUAAAAUCAUGCGCCAAAUUGCCGCCACAAAUCUCCCACCCCUCCCAUCCGCACCACUCCCUCUCUCUCCUCUCACGCCCUCCAUUCAUUUCCGGUAGCUUCACCUGCGUUUCCUGCGACAAUACUGGCCUUGAUUUCGUCUAUCAUUGCGCCGAUUGUUUUUUUUUCAAUUUGGACGUUUUCUGCGCUUCUCUCAUCCCUAACCAAGGAGGCGGAAGCGACGGCGACACCGAGACGACUUUUGGUUCGCAUUUAGGGCUUGAUGGAACCACGGUGCAUCCGUGGAACGUUUACAGCAGACAUGAUCAAUUUGAUGAGGUAUUGUGCUCAGCUUGUAGAUCUCCAAUUGAAUCACAGAUCUGUGUUUGUCUGGAAUGCAAAGUGUUUAUGCAUAAAUCUUGUACUCUUUUGCCUACUAAGAUUAUGCAUCCCUUACAUAGCCUCCAUCCAUUGUCACUGUUUAAGUGGAAAGCCUUUUAUCCCUCUGAAGAUGGAUCAAUAGAUUCGCCGUGUCAAGGCUGUUGGGGAGGGAGAGGGCGUUGUGUUGCAUGUGGGGACGGAUUAGAAGGCAAUUAUGUUUAUCAGUGUUCGGAGUGUUCGGAGGACUGUCAAAUCAAAUUUGACAUCAAAUGCUCAUUCCUUUCUCCAAAAACUUAUGAUUUUCACCAACAUCCUCUUUUUCUUGUGAACGCCAGUUCCUUCGAUUGCAAACGUUGUGAGUGCAAAGAUUGCUCACCAAUGCUGAGAUGUGUAGGUCAUUGUGAUUACAAUGUCCAUCUUCAUUGUGUUCCUUCACUUCCUCGAACAGUUGUGCGUAAACAUGUCCAUCCACUCAAACUUGUCCGUUAUCCGAUAAAAGACUAUGAUGAUGAGCCUGAUGAUGUUGAGUUGUAUUGUGAUGCCUGUGAGGAGCUUAGAUUCUUGAAUGAUACCACUUAUUAUUGUGAUGAAUGUCACUACGUUUCUCAUGUUCGAUGCGCCAUUUCUGAUGAAGACCUUCUUGAACUGGGUAAAGACUUGCCAUCUGUUUCCAUUGACAUAACAAUGGACAAUGGGAGCAUAUAUACAAUUUAUGAAAACUGGGAGGGAGAAGUUGCAUGAGAGUUUAAUGCGUAACAGCAAGGAGUUGGACAAUCAGAUAGAAUCAGUUCAAUCAAGACUGCAAGAACUAAUGUUGAAACUAGAAGAACUCGACCCAGAACAAGCCCGGGCCAUUCAAUCAUCUCCUGAUCCUCCACCAAAUGUUGUUAAUGGCAUUGGAAGAACUAUUAGGUUACUCACCUAUCCAGGCUAUCCAGGCUACUAAUCAAAUGAAAGAAAGGUGCACCUUCAUUUACUCAUCUCUUCAUUUAAUCUCAAAAAUCAUC